Molecule: messenger RNA, 3004 nt
Organism: Mandrillus leucophaeus (drill)
Lineage: Eukaryota; Metazoa; Chordata; Mammalia; Primates; Cercopithecidae
Gene: PCYOX1L
Product: prenylcysteine oxidase 1 like
Exons: 5
Coding region: 462-1970 (502 amino acids)
Biological process (GO): prenylcysteine catabolic process; prenylated protein catabolic process
Molecular function (GO): prenylcysteine oxidase activity
Source: RefSeq, a predicted model, not a curated record
GCCAUGAAGUCUCUGUUGCAGCUACUCAACUCUGCCUAAAAUGAAAACAGUCAUAGACAGUAAUUGAAAGAGCAACAUGACUGUGUUUCAAUAAAACUUUAGUUUGCAAAAACAGACAUCUGCCUGGAUUUGGCCUGCAGGCUGUAGUUUGCCAAUCCCUGGAUUAAGGCAUGGUUUCCAAACAUUGAUCACUGAACAGAACUGGUCAGUAACUUUUAAUGAUUCAUAGUGAAAUAAGAAAAUUAGAAGCAAGGUAGUAAGUUUUAUAUAAAACUAAAUUCAUUCUCUUUAAUUGGUCAUCCUGACUUUCAGUAUUCUUUGCUGGUCUUUUGCUACUGAAAUACCUUUUUCUUUAUGAAAUGAAGGUAUAGUAGGCGGCAGUUUUCAGGUUUACCUUUGCUUAUUAAUAGCUCUACUGACAACUCAGUCUGCAGAUUUCCUUUUGGAAAUGUCAUAAGCCUAUGAAAUUUAAGCACCUGGGAACCACCAGUGCAGGAGGAUACAGUGUGAACUGCAGCCUCUCACUCUCAUGUUCUGUCUCUCUCCUUCCCUACCUCCCGGGCCUGCUGACAGCGGUGGUUGGGGCCGGGAUCGGGGGCUCUGCCGUGGCCCAUUUCCUCCAGCAACACUUUGGACCUCGGGUGCAGAUCGAUGUGUACGAGAAGGGAACCGUGGGUGGCCGCCUGGCCACCAUCUCAGUCAACAAGCAGCACUACGAGAGCGGGGCUGCCUCCUUCCACUCCCUGAGCCUGCACAUGCAGGACUUUGUCAAGCUGCUGGGGCUGAGGCACCGGCGUGAGGUGGUGGGCAGGAGCGCCAUCUUCGGUGGGGAGCAUUUCGUGCUAGAGGAGACCGACUGGUACCUGCUGAACCUCUUCCGCCUCUGGUGGCACUACGGCAUCAGCUUCCUGAGGCUGCAGAUGUGGGUGGAGGAGGUCAUGGAGAAGUUCAUGAGGAUCUAUAAGUACCAGGCCCAUGGCUAUGCCUUCUCGGGUGUGGAGGAGCUGCUCUACUCACUGGGGGAGUCCACCUUUGUCAACAUGACCCAGCACUCUGUGGCCGAGUCCCUGCUGCAGGUGGGCGUGACGCAGCGCUUUAUUGAUGACGUCGUUUCUGCUGUCCUGCGGGCCAGCUAUGGCCAGUCAGCAGCGAUGCCCGCCUUUGCAGGAGCCAUGUCACUAGCCGGGGCCCAAGGCAGCCUGUGGUCUGUGGAAGGAGGCAAUAAGCUGGUUUGUUCCGGUUUGCUGAAGCUCACCAAGGCCAAUGUGAUCCAUGCCACAGUGACCUCCGUGACCCUGCACAGCACAGAGGGGAAAGCCCUGUACCAGGUGGCAUAUGAGAAUGAGGUAGGCAACAGCUCUGACUUCUAUGACAUCGUGGUCAUUGCCACCCCCCUGCACCUGGACAACAGCAGCAGCAACUUAACGUUUGCAGGCUUCCACCCGCCCAUUGAUGACCUGCAGGGCUCUUUCCAGCCCACCGUCGUCUCCUUGGUCCACGGCUACCUCAACUCUUCCUACUUUGGUUUCCCAGACCCUAAGCUUUUCCCGUUUGCGAACAUCCUUACCACAGAUUUCCCCAGCUUCUUCUGCACUCUGGACAAUAUCUGCCCUGUCAACAUCUCUGCCAGCUUCCGGCGAAAGCAGCCCCAGGAGGCAGCUGUUUGGCGAGUCCAGUCCCCCAAGCCACUCUUUCGGACCCAGCUAAAGACCCUCUUCCGUUCCUAUUACUCAGUGCAGACAGCUGAGUGGCAGGCCCAUCCCCUCUAUGGCUCCCGCCCCACGCUCCCGAGGUUCGCACUCCAUGACCAGCUCUUCUACCUCAAUGCCCUGGAGUGGGCGGCCAGCUCCGUGGAGGUGAUGGCCGUGGCUGCCAAGAAUGUGGCCUUGCUGGCUUACAACCGCUGGUACCAGGACCUAGACAAGAUUGAUCAAAAAGAUUUGAUGCACAAGGUCAAGACUGAACUGUGAGGGCUCUGGGGAGAGCCUGGGAACUUUCAUCCCCCACUGAAAAUGGAUCACACCCCACAGCAGCCCAGGACUGAAUAAGCCAUGCUCGCCCACCAGGCCUCUUUCUGACCCCUCGUGUAUCAAGUGUCUUUUCCCUCCAGUGUGGGUUCAGGUGGCCUACUGUCUGCCUAUCUUAAGGGUCCACACGGUGGCUGCUGCUUUUUUUUAAGGGGGAAAGUAAGAAAAGGGAAGGAAAUCCGAGCCAGUAUAUUUGUUUUAUUUUUUUUUUUUUAAGAAGAAAAAAGUUCGUCUUCACAAGGUGCUUCAGACUUGGUUUUUUAGCUAGAAACCAGAAGGCUACGGGAGGGAAUGUAAGGCAGAGAACUGUGAGUCUAAUUUUAUUACUGUUUUUCUCACUACCUACUCCCACAAUGGACAAUCAGUUGAGGCAAACUACAAUAAAACAUUUACAACCAGAUGGUUACAAAUAAAGUAGAAGGGAAGAUCAGAAAACCUAAGAAAUGAUCAUAGCUCCUGUUUACUGUGGACUUGCUAGAUUUGAGGUACUAGUUCAGAACUCACUAGUCACUGUCUCGAAGCCUGUCAACAUCACUGCAUAUUGGAGGAGAUGACUGUGGUAGGACCCAAGGAAGAGACAUGUGCCUGAACAGUCGUCACCGUAUUUCCAAGCUUCCUGGCAACCAGUGUGAAAAGAGAAACAUGCGAGGCUGUAGGAAGAGGGAAGCUUUUCCUUUUCACCUACAGGAAUUAACCAUUCUCUUCCUUAUGCAAAGAUUGAGGAACGCAACAAUAUAAAGAAGACAAGUCCCCAGAUGGGUAGGGAGCAGUCAUAUCUCACCCCUAGAUGUUCAUUCCAGCAGAAGAAAAAGAAAAGAAGGUGUUGGGGUAGGAUUCUUCAGAGAUUACCCUGGUACUUUCUCAUCAGACACUAGCUUGAAGUAAGAGGAGAAUUAUGCUUUGCUUUGCUUUUUCUACAAACCCUUGAAAAUCACUUGUUUUAGAAAAGAAAGUAAAAGCCCUUUUCAUUCCUUUUG